Molecule: messenger RNA, 932 nt
Organism: Benincasa hispida (wax gourd)
Lineage: Eukaryota; Viridiplantae; Streptophyta; Magnoliopsida; Cucurbitales; Cucurbitaceae
Source: RefSeq, a predicted model, not a curated record
GUACAUGUCAAUUAAGAUCGAAUUAUGUUAGGUUGAAGUAAUACCCACAUUUCCUUAUAGUCAUCUGUUUCAAUAAUUUUUCAAAAGGAGUCUUCAUUUGGUUAUUUAUAUAAUACAUCCCCAAAUCUUCUCUUAUGCAUCAAAUCCUUUCUCCUCCCUCCAAAUUAGCGAUGGCAAAUCUAAAGAUCUCACUACCAAUUCUCAUUAUCCUUGUAGCUCUCCACAAUGCGGCAACCGCAGAGUCGUCGGCCGCCACAAGCUUCAUCGAGUCAUCCUGCAAAGUGACCCGCUACCCGGCGCUGUGCGUUCAGUCCCUGUCAAGCUACGCCACCACCAUCCGCCAGAGCGGUCGUCAGCUGGCCCGAAUGGCCCUGUCCGUGAGCCUCAGCAAGGCCCGUCUCGCCGCAGCCUUCGUGGCCAAACUGGGCAAAGGCGGUGGAAUGAAGGGGCUGGAGUACCAAGCAGUGAAGGACUGCAUAGAGAAUAUGGGAGACAGCGUGGACAGGCUCGGGCAAUCGGUGAAGGAGCUUGGGGACUUACGUCGAACAGCUGGUGGGGACUUUUUGUGGCACAUGAAUAAUGUUCAGACUUGGGUCAGCGCCGCCCUCACUGAUGAAACCACUUGCCUUGAUGGCUUCGCCGGCCGCCGCUUGGACGGCCAAAUCAAGGCUGCGAUCCGCCAGAGAAUUACCCUUGUUGCUCAAAUCACUAGUAAUGCUCUGGCUCUUGUUAAUCGCUUUGCUGACAAAAACCACUGAUUUGUACUUCAAGUACUCUACUCACUACUGUUGGUUUGCCUUAUUUUUGUAUAGUUACGUGGGUUUUAAGUUGUGUAAAUUUUUGUGUUUCUGUAUGCUAAAUAGUUUUCCACUUAGAUACAAUCAUUUUUAUAUAUGUUUCUUAAAAUUGCUCUAGAUCAUGUUCAAGCUAUC